Molecule: messenger RNA, 639 nt
Organism: Rhizophagus irregularis DAOM 181602=DAOM 197198
Lineage: Eukaryota; Fungi; Glomeromycota; Glomeromycetes; Glomerales; Glomeraceae
Source: RefSeq, a predicted model, not a curated record
AUGGAAGAGAAUGAAGCCAAAUUCGUAAAACCAAAGCAGAGUGAUAAAGAAAAGGCUGAGCUCAUUGCAGAACUAAAUUGUGAUGUCGGAAAAAUCAAGCAGGAGCAAAUUGCUAUUAAUGUUUCAGUGCAAGACGGGAUAUCCAUGGUGAAAUCUCCCACUUGUUCAGAAUUACAGGUGACUUCCCAAUCAUCCAUUUCACCGCCUAUUGAGGGUAACUCUGAGAAUAGCUCUAAUGUAACUCAACCCACACAUGCAGGGUCUAAAUUAUUAGAGGAUAGACAGACCAAUGAAUUUCUGAUUUCGGUAAAUAAGAAAGAGAUUAGUGAUAUGAUGAAACAACACGAUAGAGAAAAAAAACUUUUGCAUGAAUCAACACAUUCAAGCCAAGAUCAGGAUGAGCUCUCAAUUUCCCAGAAUAAUUCAUCUAUACUCCUAGAAGAUUCUGCAAAAACUGAAACCAAUAUAAGUAGUUUGCAAUCAUCAAUCAAAUUGAAUGUUUACAGAGCAGGAGAAACUCAAGUACUACCCAAGGAUACAAAAGUUUCCCAUGAUUAUAUAGUAGCCCAAGAUUUUAUACAAGAAGUGUCUUUGGAGUUGAUAGAUGAAGAUGAUAUCCAAAUUAUUGAUGAAAAUUAA